CACCUAUCUGGAUACUUUUUACCUACAUUUAUUCUUUCACCAUGGGCCUGUUGAAAGGGUGGAAGAGUAGAGGAGUUGUGACACUGAUUAUAGUGCUUGUUAUGGUCAACAAAAGCACAGGAGCAACUUGCGAACUGUCCUCUGGUCCUCAGUGCUUCAGAAGAAACUCAGAGGAGAGUAAUGAAAGUUAUAGAUGCGAAUGGAGUUCCUCUGAAACCAUGAAGAAUGCAACCUAUACGCUUACCAUACAGUGAGGAGAUCCAUUAGGAGAUCCAUUUAAGCAUAUCAAACAUAACUAUAAAGAAGUCCCUGGUGAAUCCGUAAUCACAAAACGUGAAGUGGGAAUAUGGGUAGAGGCUCAUUUGGAAGGCCAGAGGUGUGAAUCACCCAAAACCAUUGCUGUACUUAAUGAGACAGUAAAAUAUCUACCUCCCAAGAACGUGAGAAUGGAAUGGUCCUCAAACUCAAAAAACGUCACACUCAAAUGGAAUGGAGAAAAGAGCAAAGCGGUUAUAAUAGAUGUCCAGUUCAGAAUAAUGGACGAUCCUUUGCCAGCAUGGGAGAAUAAAACGAUAGAGACCAAUUCUUCAAAUGACAUGAAAGUCAAGGUCACCCUGGACAAUCUUACCCAUCAGUCAGCAUACCAGGUGCGAAUCAGACAGAAGCCCAAUUAUGUUAAAACUCCAUUGUGGAGCGACUGGACUCCUCUUCUGGAUGUCCCUUCUGAAAUAAAAAAUCCACCUGAAGUCAACUGGACAGAGCAGGACAACAAUGGAUCAAGAUUACUAAAGCUAACAUGGGAUGCAAAUCAGUACUCUCCUUCUGCUGGAACAGUGACUUAUAAUUUGUCUAUCCAUGACUGGCCUUGCCAGAAGAAGGAGAAUCACAUUAAUCACAUUAAUGCCUCUGAGUUUACAACUACUGUGACCUACUCUGCUGUCGAAGUUUCGAUUUUUGCUUUCAAUAUCAUGGGGAGAACACCUUCAACAACUCUCCUAGUCCCAGCCAUACAUAAGAAAACAUGUUCUGAUAACAAACCUACCAAACCAGAGACCAGAGGGUUUAGUAAGGCUUGUCUGGAGUGGUACAAGCUAACAGAUGGAGAAACAAGACCAGAACUUGUGAACAUCGUAAAAUCAACUCAGACACUUCAGGAAAUCACAGAAGAGAUGGAAGACUAUGUUCGCUACUAUUACUUUAGACACAGCUGUCAUAAGAAGAAGCCACAAACCACUGCAUGGUGUACCAUUUAUAAAAAAGAGGGUGCCCCAACUAAGGCACCACAGGAAUUCAGUGCUGUUGAUGUAACACACAAUUCUGCUGUGCUAAAUUGGAAACCUAUUCCUGUGCCAGACCUGCAAGGCUUCUUAAUACACUAUGAAAUCUGUAUCACAGCAAACAUCAAUAAAACAGAUUGCAAAAUUGUUUUAGAAUCACACACUGAGCACACUCUUGAGAAUCUGACUCCUGAGUCCAGUUAUAACAUCAGUGUUGCUGGAGUGACAAUCAUUGGGUCAGGACCCAAAGCCAAUGUUGGUUUCAAGACUGGGUCUGAUCCUUUUACUGUCUGGAGGAUAGUUUUUUGCAUGAUUCCUGUCCUUAUCGCCACAAUAAUGGUCUCAUUUCUUGCCAACAGACUUAAAAGAAAGUUUUGGUCAUUAGUACCUGCUCCAGUACUGAGGAAAGAUGGCUAUGAAGAAAAGAGACAGAACUUGUGGGAGGUGACAGAGGAGGUGGAUGAAGUCAGCCUUCAAAAGUGGAAUCCACACGACCCCCAGAUCCCCAACCAGGAGAAGCUCACUAUACUGGAUGUGUGUGAGAUAGAUGAGGGUGAAGAUGACGGUGAAGAGGGCAGUCAGGGGGAACUGGGAACCCCAGAUGCCUGUGUACCUUUAAGCCCAGAUUAUAAAAGCCAAGUUCUAACCGAUUUGGGAGACCUUGAAACAACCGAUACCAACGAAGAAGAAAAUGACUGUGAGGCUGUCAUUCUGAUGUACAGAAAUUGUUUGGUUUUUGACAUGAAAGCAAUCUCCACCGAAGAUUUGGGGACUGCAUUGUCGACAUAGUGUGGCCACAGAAUGACUUCACUGUGGUCACAUGCUCAUUCCUCCAGAGUAUUCGCUUUAUUUUGGGGUAUUACAUUACAGAAUCUACACAAACAACAUGCAUGUAACUUUUAACCUAAUUCUAGGAUAUGGAAAAAAUUGUACUUCACAAUUUCACAGUAAAGCAUGCAUAUAAAUGCUUCACCUAUCUGUAGGAAUCUGUAACGUGUAAGAUGUAUUCAACUGCAGAAAAGGUUUUUGGGCUUGAGAGUUCAUACAGAACACCAAUAGACAGUGUCAAGUCAGAAAUAAGAGGAGUGAAACUGAUGAGUGAAACUGAGGUGUGUGCACAGCAGGAGACAGGAAAUGGCAGACCUAAAAAGUCAUACAAGCUUUUUUUUAAACACAGUAUUGCUUGAUCAUACAGAUGGAAAAUUGUAUGUAUUUCAUGUUGUCCUACUUCGAAGAAAUAGGCUGCUAAAGUAAUAUGCAAAUGACAUAACAGGGUUUUGGGCUUUCAUGACCUUUUACUUUCUAACUUUUCAAAUGUUGAUUAUUUGAACUAAGGUUACUUUCAAUUUGAAUAUAUAAGGUGACACCUCACCUCACAACAAGAAGAUCCUGUGCUGGGUUUCCUCUGCAAAAUAACUCCAACAGACAAACAUAAAGAAUAGGAUCGGUCUCCUGGCCAGGACCUGGGUGAGCACUUGAACUUGGGCCUCGGACAUCGUUGAUAUGGCUGCCCUCUGAGGAAAGAUAGCAGGUCGGGAGAAAAGCAAGGGAAAUAAUUUCUUCUGUGUACACU
Molecule: messenger RNA, 2850 nt
Organism: Osmerus eperlanus (European smelt)
Lineage: Eukaryota; Metazoa; Chordata; Actinopteri; Osmeriformes; Osmeridae
Gene: il12rb1
Product: interleukin 12 receptor subunit beta 1
Exons: 15
Coding region: 447-2066 (539 amino acids)
Molecular function (GO): protein binding
Source: RefSeq, a predicted model, not a curated record